Polistes canadensis is the source of this 873-nucleotide messenger RNA. RefSeq names its product C-factor (gene sni). The record is from RefSeq and is a predicted model, not a curated record. Lineage: Eukaryota; Metazoa; Arthropoda; Insecta; Hymenoptera; Vespidae. The transcript has 5 exons. The coding region runs from base 24 to 770 and encodes 248 amino acids.
UCACGAAAUAAAAUUAUUACAAAAUGAAAUCGAUUUUAAUAACCGGUUGCAAUCGUGGCAUAGGUUUUGGACUCGUGAAACAUCUCAUACAAUUACCGAAACCACCGGAAAAUAUAUUUGCAACUUGCCGUGAUGUGAACAAAGCGACGGAGCUGAAAAAACUUGCUGAGAGAUCAAGAAACAUCCAUAUCAUUGAAAUAGAUUUAGUUAACACAAACAAUUAUGAAAAGAUAGUAAAUAUUGUCAGAGAAAAAGUAGGAUCGGGAGGACUGAACGUUCUUUUUAAUAAUGCUGGGGUUUCACAAAAAUUUUCACGGAUUGGUAUGGUUAAGGAGGAAAAUCUGAUAAAUAAUGUCUUUAUUAAUACAAUAGCUCCAAUUAUGUUAACGAAGGCACUUUUACCGUUGUUAAAAAUUGCCUCUAAAAAUAAUGAGACUGAAAACAAUAUGAGUAUAAACAGAGCAGCUAUUAUCAAUAUGUCUUCGAUUCUUGGUAGUAUUACACUUAAUGAUCAAGGAGGUUUUUACUCGUAUAGAUGUAGUAAGGCAGCUCUUAAUGCUGCAACAAAAUCUAUGAGUAUAGAUUUGAAAGAUGAUGGGAUUUUAGUUAUUUGUUUGCAUCCUGGAUGGGUGCGUACCGAUAUGGGAGGAAAUAAUGCACCUAUGGAUAUAGAUACCAGUAUUUCCAAUAUUUUAAAUGUUAUGAAAAUGCUCUCAGAUAAACAUACUGGUUCUUUUAUUCAAUAUGAUGGUACAGUUUUACCAUGGUAACUUUUAAUCCAAAAAUAUACUAAUAAGUAUAACACGAAUAUUGUGCCACACUACCUUUCCAUUCGAUUAUGAAAGUAUAGGAAAUAAUGUAAAAUUAAAAAAA